Molecule: messenger RNA, 735 nt
Organism: Physella acuta
Lineage: Eukaryota; Metazoa; Mollusca; Gastropoda; Physidae
Product: ELMO domain-containing protein C
Source: RefSeq, a predicted model, not a curated record
UGGGCGUUUUGUUGUAAGCAAAAUAUACACUGGCUUCUGACGAACGUUCAAGUACUCGGUUUAGAACUUACGUAUCGUUCUGAUAACGCUGCUGAAGUGACAGAUUCUGUUAGUGAAAAAAAAAUGUCGUCUGGUAUUUCUAAAGUGAUACUUCUUGCCUUAUGUCUCUCAGCUCCAAAGCUUGUUGACGGUGCUUGUGCUUUCGAAGACGUGAUUGGCUAUGGGGGUGAUGCAUCCUAUUGGGAUGACAGUAGUACAGGCUAUACGGAUAGCAAGUACAAUCACAAAGUUAAAGUUUGCAGAGAUGACACCACCACUCAAACGACAACAACCACCACAACUACUACGACUGCAUCUACUACCAAACCUACAACGACCGCACCAAUUAUACAGAAAUUGAUUCAGGACCCUCUUCAAAUAAUUUUUGGUCUCAUCCGUUCAAUCUUGGGUUAAGGCGAGAGAAAAAGGUGAGAAAACACAGAAAAGAUACAACAAAUCUACGUCGUCUUUAAGAUUUAUUUGACAUUUUGACAACUUCAAGACAUGGAGUUUCAAAAUCAGUAACAUAUUUUAAAGAGAUACACUUUACAAACUUGUUCUUAAAACUGAAAGUUUUGAAAUGUUCAGAAAUACGCAAGAAGCAAUAAUUUUAUUUUAGAAAAACUAAAGAUUAAAAAGGCUAAAAAUUAAUAAUAGUGAAAAUGAUUUUGUCGUUUCUCGUUCAUUUCAAUUGAA